Molecule: messenger RNA, 898 nt
Organism: Sorex fumeus (smoky shrew)
Lineage: Eukaryota; Metazoa; Chordata; Mammalia; Eulipotyphla; Soricidae
Product: sp110 nuclear body protein-like
Exons: 8
Coding region: 1-756 (251 amino acids)
Biological process (GO): regulation of transcription by RNA polymerase II
Cellular component (GO): nucleus
Molecular function (GO): DNA-binding transcription factor activity, RNA polymerase II-specific; protein binding; DNA binding
Source: RefSeq, a predicted model, not a curated record
AUGGCAGAAAUCACCGGAGUUGAAUGUGAGAAUUUUCACUUGCCUGUGCUGCCUAUAACCUGUGGACCCUCCGAGAAGUGCAUCCAGAACGCGCAGGGCCAAUGGGUCACCCCCCAGGAGUUUGAAGCUGAAGGACAACGGGGCAAGUCCAAGAGAUGGAGGCGGAGUCUGCGGUGCAGGGGCCAGACCCUGGAGCAUCUGUUGGAGGGGCCUGACUGGAAGGAGUGUGAGGUGUGCCGUGGGCAGGGGGAGCUUCUCGGCUGUGCCAGCUGUGACCGCGCUUUCCACAGGGACUGCCACAUCCCGGCCGUGGGGGCAGACAGGAAGCUGUGGAGCUGCACCUUCUGCAGGAUGAAGGAAUAUUCUGGAAACCAGCAGCAUCUCGGGAAAUCUCAGGCCCCGGCAAGGCAAAUGGAGCCAGAGGUGCAGCUAAAAUGCGAGCUGCUCCUCUUGAAGGCCUACUGCCAUCCACAAGGCUCCUUUUUCGCGGGGACCCCACACAAUAUUCGCGAUUACGGCGAGCCCUUUAAGGAAGCCAUGUGGCUGAACCUGGUGAAGGAACGGCUGGCGGAGAAAGUCUACACGGUGUCGUGGUUCGUGCGGGACAUGCGCCUCAUCUUCCGUAACCACCGGGAGUUCCACAAGGAUUCCGACUUGGGUGACGUGGGCCUGGAUUUAGAGACUGAGUUUGAAAAGAACCUGAAGGAGACGCUGACGCUUCAUGGAGCCAGUGAGAAUGGGUUCCGGGUGCCCUGACCCCAUCCUGGAAUCCUGAACCCCAAGUCCGGUUCCAAGUGACAAGGGCACUGACUGUGGCUUUCCAGGCUCUGAGGUGGUGUUGGCUGCUCGCUGGACCCAAAUCCAGCCCCUGACCACCACAACCACACCUUCUACCUCC